Molecule: messenger RNA, 2025 nt
Organism: Sclerotinia trifoliorum
Lineage: Eukaryota; Fungi; Ascomycota; Leotiomycetes; Helotiales; Sclerotiniaceae
Source: the annotation of a GenBank genome assembly
CGAUAGAUGACCCAAUUAAACUUUCACAAUUUAUGCUUGAUAAUACCAAUUUUAUAAUAUAUGGAGUACAGGAGCUACUACAUACAGAAAGGAAUUGAUAACUUGACAUGACAUAAUAUAGCGGGACUUCUUUGGGAAUUAAAUUAAUAUUUGGUCUUCUCAUAGUACAGGUACAAUACAAGUACAGUAUGCCAAAGACUCGAGGACUCGAUACGAUCAACUGCUAAUCAUCAGGUCUUAAUUGCUAUCAUGAAGUGUAGUAGAAGAACACGAACACUUUUCCAACAAUUGGAAGGAAAGAGUAGAGGAGGAUGGCCUUCAUCAUCAUUAUCCUCGAGAACUCAAUGUCGAGCUCAAGUAUUGUCUGCAGCAACAAGCUGUCGUAUAACACAUCAGCCAAAAAGAUUGUAUGGUUCGAUACAUGCAUCAGAACUUCAAUUUGGUCAGCCUGUUCAUGAAACCCAUCCGCAUUUAUUGAAUGCCGGAGAAGGUAUGAAAUGAAUUCAAUCGUGUCAUUACGAUUAGACUAAAACAAUAUCAGUUACUCCAGGUAUCACCGCGCAAGAAUAUGCGGAUCGCCGAGCAGAUUUUGCUGCAAAACUUCCUUCAAAUUCAAUUGCCAUCCUAAGAGGAGCAGAUAUCAAAUAUCGAUCCGGAGCUGUAUUCCAUGAAUUUCACCAACAAUCAAACUUCUUCUAUCUUACUGGAUUUAAUGAACCAGAGGCCAUUGCAGUAAUCCAGAGGCUGGAGUCUUCAGACUUUAUAUUUCACCUGUUCGUUAGGCCGAAGGAUGCACAAGCAGAACUUUGGGAUGGUGCUAGAUCUGGGGAACAAGCAGCCUUGGAUGUUUUCAAUGCAGAUGAGGUAAGGCUUUUUUCUACAAUAUGUCGCAAACAAGAACGCUAAUACUGACAUAGUCUGGAGAUGUCAAUCACGCACAUCUGCUUCUGAAGCCACUCAUUGAAGGUGCCAGUGAAGUAUUUAUGGAUAUCAAAGAAUUCCAAGGGCCGGCCAUAGAAUCGCAAUGUGUAUCAAAGCAAAAGGAACUUGUGCAACUCCUACGCGACGCUAAAGUAAAGAAAACGAGGCCAAUUGAGUCAUUGAUAAACGAAUUGAGGGCCAUCAAAAGUAAAGCCGAAAUUGAAAAUAUGCGAAAGGCAGGCAAAAUCUCCGGGAGGUCUUUUACAAAUGCUAUGCGACAGCGAUGGACCGAAGAAAAACAUCUUGGCGCCUUUCUGGAGUAUGAUUUCAAGAUUGGAGGUUGUGAGAAGAGUGCUUAUGUGCCAGUCAUUGGAGGUGGAAGAAACGCUCAGAGCAUACAUUACGUUUCCAACAAUGAUGUUCUACGAGAUGGCGAACUUGUUCUGGUAGAUGCCGGUGGACAAUAUGGUGGAUACAUUGCGGAUAUCACCCGAACAUGGCCCAUUAAUGGCAAGUUUACAGAUGCUCAGAAAGAUCUAUAUGAGGCAGUUUUAAGAGUUCAACGAAGUAGUAUCGCACUAUGCAGAGAAAGCUCAAAUAUGACACUGGACAAAAUACACUCAGUCACAAGGCAUGGUCUUAUGGAUCAAUUGAAGCAAUUAGGAUUCGAUAUGUCUGGAAAUGCUAUCGAUAUUCUCUUCCCUCACCAUGUCGGUCAUUACAUUGGACUUGAUGUUCAUGAUGUCCCCGGCUAUUCUCGAAGUAAACUUCUGAAGGAAGGACAUUGUGUUACAAUUGAGCCGGGAAUUUAUGUACCAAAUGAUGACCGCUGGCCAUCUCAUUUCUGGGGUAUGGGCAUCAGGAUUGAGGAUAGUGUUUGUGUGCAGGAUGAUUCGCCCCUAGUCUUGACUACCGAGGCAGUCAAGGAGGUUGUAGAUAUCGAAGCUUUACGCGAUUAGAUGAAAGGGGAUGAAUGUAUGAAUGUAUGAUAAUGAUGUAUACCACUCCAACCAAAAAGUAUAAAUAGAAUAUAAAUACCCCCAAAUUAAUCAGAACAAUGUCGAGUAGAUGCUGUAAAGUUUUGCGAUAGAGCUCCAGUGUGCC